Molecule: messenger RNA, 845 nt
Organism: Malaya genurostris
Lineage: Eukaryota; Metazoa; Arthropoda; Insecta; Diptera; Culicidae
Exons: 1
Coding region: 31-744 (237 amino acids)
Cellular component (GO): extracellular matrix
Source: RefSeq, a predicted model, not a curated record
UAAAAGUGUUAUUAGAAUUUCAUCCAAAGUAUGCAGUCAUCGGUGAUCAUAUCUGUCCUUCUUAUUGUUCUUGGAAUUGGAUCAGGCAUAGCCUACAGUCAGACGAAAUACUACACUCGUGUUCGUCAUGUUCCGUUCAAGAUUAUUGCAGCUGACAUACAGAAGAAUGAGAUUAACUCAACUCGACAGGAGUCGGAAACUGGUGACAUGAUGUCAGUGGCAGAAGCUGAAGAUGCUCAAGGAACAGCUGGCGAUAAAGCAGAAAAUGAAACAGAUUCGCUGGAUGAAGGUCGUUCGGAAGUAGAUAAUGAAUCGGAGCGAGAUAGCACUGAAGGAAAGCUUCAACAAACUGAAAACAAACGGCAAGGUGGAAACCAGCAACGAGUGGAUGGAUCACAAAGCCGACAACAACAAAAUAGAAAGCAAAUUGAGCUAGAUUCCUCUAACAAUAGGCAGAACAGAUAUAAACACUAUCCAAAGUAUCAGUUCGAAUACACUGUGAAGGAUCACUCCACCGGUGAUCACAAGAACCAUUGGGAAAUCCGUGAUGGAGAUUUCGUAAAAGGAGAAUAUUCACUCAUUGAGCCAGAUGGAUCGCAAAGACUAGUCAUGUACAAAUCUGAUGCGAAGCGUGGCUUUGAAGCCGAUGUCAAACAUCGUGGCAAAGAAGAAGUUAAAAUUGGAUCUGGCAAAGCUGGAAAGCCCCAAGCAUAUAGUUCUAUCAAAUUGAAACAAUAUCUUUAGAAGCUUUGUUGAGUAAUGUUAUUCGUUUGAGAGAGAGUAGUUUUAAAUUCGUUUUAAUUGUCGUUAUUAGAGUGUCCGGACUGCAGCCUUAAAUACAUAGA